GCCUUGUAGCCAUUUUAGGAGGAAUCGCUGGUCGCCAGCGAGGGGUGCGGCUUCAAUUUCAAUAACUUUAUUGGUGGCCUGAUCUGCAGAACAGCCAUCACAUCAGUGGCCCUUGGAGGAGGGAGCGCAUCGCCCGAGGUGGUCCCCGACGAGCUGCAGCCAUGGGAAACACCACCAGCGACCGGGUGUCCGGGGAGCGCCACGGCGCCAAGGCUGCACGCUCCGAGGGCGCAGGCGGCCAUGCCCCGGGGAAGGAGCACAAGAUCAUGGUGGGGAGUACGGACGACCCCAACGUGUUCAGCCUCCCUGACUCCAAGCUCCCUGGGGACAAAGAGUUUGUAUCAUGGCAGCAGGAUUUGGAGGACUCCGUAAAGCCCACACAGCAGGCCCGGCCCACUGUUAUCCGCUGGUCUGAAGGAGGCAAGGAGGUCUUCAUCUCUGGGUCCUUCAACAAUUGGAGCACCAAGAUUCCACUGAUUAAGAGCCAUAAUGACUUUGUUGCCAUCCUGGACCUCCCUGAGGGAGAGCACCAAUACAAGUUCUUUGUGGAUGGACAGUGGGUUCAUGAUCCAUCAGAGCCUGUGGUUACCAGUCAGCUUGGCACAAUUAACAAUUUGAUCCAUGUCAAGAAAUCUGAUUUUGAGGUGUUCGAUGCUUUAAAGUUAGAUUCUAUGGAAAGUUCUGAGACAUCUUGUAGAGACCUUUCCAGCUCACCCCCAGGGCCUUAUGGUCAAGAAAUGUAUACGUUUCGAUCUGAGGAAAGAUUCAAAUCCCCACCCAUCCUUCCUCCUCAUCUGCUUCAAGUUAUUCUUAACAAAGACACUAAUAUUUCUUGUGACCCAGCCUUACUCCCUGAGCCCAACCAUGUUAUGCUGAACCAUCUCUAUGCAUUGUCCAUUAAGGACAGUGUGAUGGUCCUUAGCGCAACCCAUCGCUACAAGAAGAAGUAUGUUACUACUCUGCUAUACAAGCCCAUUUGAAGGGAUCCCUUCUUGCCUCUAAGGAUUCAGGAGAAGCAUCUCCCUUGCAUUUCUGGACUGAACCAGUCUUACCUGAGACUGGAAGGCUGAUUUGCUUUGAGGCUGAUAUGUGUGUUUCAGAGCCUCUGAGUAGGAUGCUCUGCUUUUGCAUUUGAUUGCAGAUGAGAGCUUUAUGAGUUCACGGAAUUUAUUUUAAGAAAAAAAAAUAUACUUAUGAGAAGAAGGUAAAUGGAAGCCUCCUAGCCCCAGCUAGAAGUAUUGUUUCUGCCUGUGGGUUUUCACCAAGACCUGUUUGGGGGCGCUGCAGGAAUAACUAUAUAGGAAGAUUUUUCCUAAAAUGAAAGAACAGCAAACUCUUAGGAUCCUUGUUGGGUGGAGAUUCUAUCACUGCUACCUUGGCUCUCCAAGAAAUGGGCUUGUGCUAGGCCGCUGCCCUACUUAAGAACUGCCUCAUUGCAAGGGCAGUUUUUCUUGCAUGGGUUCUCUAUAUUCCCAGAGUAUGUGGCACAAUCUGUGUUGUUUAUAUGAUACCAGAUGCCCCACAAGAACCCUUAUUCCUCUCAUUUCACAUUCUUCCUUUAAUAGCCUCCUUCAGAUCCCAUACCUGACCCCUCUCUAACACAAAACUUAUUGGGUAAGUGACUUUGAAAAGUUUUGUGGCACCUGACCCACCCCAGACACUAGGGCUAUCAGAAGGUCUCCUUUUUAGCCCAGCACAGGCCCAGGCCACUUUGUCGUGUUUGUUUUAACUUCUAAAGAAAAUAUGUUUCAGCAUUAUAAGAAAGGCAGAAUGCAGAACACCUACAUUUUUGUUUUAGUUUGGUGCCAAGGCUCAGGCUGUAUUGGCAAAUUCCCGAAAGUUUUCCCACUUUGCCUGGCCCUGCUUCUGUCUUUUCUUUCUCAGCAAACAGUUCUGAAGGCAGGAGUGGAACCCGGGAGUAUUUUCAUGUGCCUGCAUUUUUUUUUUAAUUAAAAAAUGCCUUUUCAUUGGUCUUAAGAGACCGCACUGGAGAAUUUCAGGCUUUUGAUAAAUGCUUCUUCAAAGAGAUUUUCUUCUCUAGUCUAGCCUUCCACAUUCUUAGAUUAAUAUGGCCAACCCUGUACACAUCACUACACUAAACACUGCUCUAGAUAAACUGCUCAAGUUCAUUUAACUCAUUUGAUGCACCUAAAGGGGUUCCUCAUUUUAAAGAUUUGUUAGGCCAAGAAGCAAGAAAGUAUUCCUAGUAUUCCCAACCAUGAAAAGUAUCAUUCUUUGCACCAAAUGUUAACAAAAUCAUUUUGUUCUCCUGCCUCUUCUUUUUAAAGGUGUUUGAUGAUUAAGUGGGGUCACUGAAUUCCAUUUGUGGACUGAAAAGUAUUCAAUCCACUUUUGGGGUUCAGAGAUAAAACAUUUUUUCCCAAGUAGCUGGGGCUCUUCCAUUUUACAGAUAAGUCAAAUAAUCAACACUAAAGGAGGCUAAACUGUUGAUGAAUGAGAGACUCCCUGACUGCUCAGAUGAGCCUAGCCACACUGAAAGGGCACCUACAGGUCAGUUUAGCUACCUCCUGUCUUUCCCAUGCAAAGCUGAUAACACAGUUGUCUUUGGACUUGUAGACCUCUUGGAUUCCAGGUGUGAUGGAGUAAAGUGUGGGAUUGUUGUUUUGCUGGGAUGCAAAUAACUAAAUGCUUUGGUGGUUAAUUGCUAAGAGUAAAUACUACUUUAGCCAUCCAAGGCCACCUUCUGCAGCAAAAGGCUUUUGUGGAGAACCUUUUAUGUUCCCAACCACUUUUUGAAUGGUGUGCCAUUUAAAAAUCCAGGCCAGAUCCUAUUAUAACCAACUCUCAGGAUUUACAGCCUUCAGUUGUACUAGAAUUUUGUUUUUAUCCAAUACUCAUUAAAUAAGUGGGCCACUUAGGAAGAUUCAAAAUCUUGGUUAUUACAUGAAGUUUGUUAUAUUCAUAUUUCUUGUCAACAGUAUUGAAAUGUAAUAUGUAUGUGUUCAUGUAUGAAAAUUUUUACUCCACACAGGUGUUUCAGUAGAGUGGGGCAGGAAAAGAGAUCUCUUCGAUUUCUGUCAGGCCUGAGGCUUUUGUGAAAUGCGUCAGCCCCCUGUGACAGUAGGUUUUGAUGCUAGUGAUCUUCAGAUCUUUCUCUCUGGAAAUGUGCAGAGAGUGUCAGUUUCCCAAGUUCUGAGGUAACUCUCAGCCCAGAUGUGAAAUGGGAGCCUACCAGCUGGUAUAGAAGGGAAUGGGUAGGAGGCACUGGGUGCUGACUCAUUCAGCACUGUCCCUUUUCUAUACUGCUGAUACAUCCCAUGGUUCUGAGAAGCCUUAUCUCAGUCUAUUUGGAAGAGAGGGAGGAAGAGAAGGAAGUAACCCAAAGUACUACUCAUUUAUCCUUGUAUAUUGAUUAGUUAAAGGGAUAAUUAAUUUAAUGCUGAGGAGAGUUUGACAGAUUUUGAAAAUGAGUAAUGGCAAAAAAAAUUUUUUUAGCCUUUAUUUUGCCUUUGGGAAUUUUACAGAGUCAAAGUAGGCAGAAUAAGAAAAUAGUUCUUCAGGAGGGCCGACCUUUAAAGAACUUCAACAUAGUUUUGGAAUUGUGGGGAAGAGAAGAGUGACUGAGCUGAGAAGUAAUAAUAGAAUAAAGGGUUGAGUAACUUAGAACUGAAAAUGAUCUCUUUUAAAAAGAAAUUAGAUCAGACACCACAUGGUGGUGUCCUUGGAUCUCACUGUGCAGAAUUAGCAGUGUAUAACCAUCUUCUCUUUGCAUCUUGUUCCAAUUCUCUCCUCUUUCCUUUCCAUUCUGCUUUAAGCUCAUGUGUCAGGCAGACUUUACCAGAGUGUCAGACAUUACCUAAAACACAUACGUUAGCCAUGCUGCUGGUAUGGAGAAAUUCCACACCAUGAUUAUUAGCCUCCUUUAAGCUGAAUGGGAUUUAACCAUUCUAGGCAACACCCCUGAAGGGCAUACCUAACCUCAAUAGUGUUGGCUUUUAAAAUGUAUGUUUAUAUGGUAGAGAAACUUUGUAAAAGAAGAAUCCAAGAGAAGUUUGUGAGGAUCCUACAAACCCAGGCCCACUCACUUUGCUCCAAUUCUUUCUAGUAUCUUGUAGAUCUAAUGGGUCUGGGAUAAAAACUUUGAAAAGUGUCAAUAUUCCAUGUAUGCUGCUGAAAUGAAGUUAAGUUUGGAAAGAAGUGAUACCUCUAGACUGGGUUUAUAUUAAUCUGGGAUAUAAAUGAAGAAGACAUACUAAUAGAACUCCUUGCUUUUAAUUGGGGAAAUAGGGCUUUAAUAAUUUUGACCUCAACUAAAAAUGAUAUGCAAUAGUCUAUGUUUGUGUGUGUUUGAAAUACAUUGUGUUCUCAGAGAUUUCUACAUUCUCACGUUCUAGUGAUUUGGGGCAUGGGCUUAAUAGCAGAUGUACAGUGUAUUCCUGCAUUAUUGUGAUUCACCCUUAAAGCCCAGUUCUUGCUGUCUUCUACCAGGGGCUGCUGACUCCAGUUACCCAUGGAAUGCAGGACCUGGGAGGGGUAGCCAUUAGGGUCUUUCAAAACUCUUUGGAUCUAAGCAUUUGUCUCUCCUUAAGUGCCAAUCACAAUUGGAUAUGGAAGGACUGUGAUUUCUGCAAUGAACCCAAACUUUUAGAGUAAAAAGCCAAAUUUAAAUUAUAAGAAAGAAGGGAAAAAAGAGAAAAACUCAAGUCUAUUACUUGUAGAGUCCAAUUCUUAGCAAUGGAAUCCCUCUAGGAUUCUAGUUUGGGCUUUGUCUGGAUUUGCUUUUCUCAGUUGUGCUUUGAAGUGAAUAAGCUUUGUUACAAAUUAAUUUUUUAUUAGUUCCAAUAUUAGUUGGAGUUAACUUGAAUUGAUUGUAUGUAGCACAGCACUUUUGCAGUAAGAUUGGUGUGAAAUACUAAACACUAUGGAUUUUGUAGGUGUCAGGUUAAAUGGUCAAGGGAUACCUACAUUAAGUCAUAUAUUAGGUAUUGAUGCUUACUUCUUUUCUGUUCCCCUCUACAAAACACUUACCUAACCCAGCUUGUGGUUUUAGGACAGCCAAAGCUCACUGUUGUUGGUUAGUCCUAAUCACUACACGGGUCUCAUAAAUGAGACUUGUUUGAAUUUUGGUACAUUGGAGCAUGUUGGUUGGUAUUACACGGCAGCAUUUCGAAUGAGUGCAGCUCUGUGUCUGUCAGAAAGGAGAGAUAAGACUACUUUGAAGGGAAUUAAAUAUGUGAGUCCUCUUUUUAAUGGUGCUUUUUGUAACCUUUAAUGCUGAGGUACAGAGCUGCUUUUCAAUAUUUCAUAAAGGAGUGGCAGACAAGAGUGGAUUUUAAAGCUGUUCUUCAAACGUAAUUUGUCACUGGACUCUGACACACCUGGAAAUUAUAUGAUAUGAUACAUACAGAAAUGUGGGUUUUUUCCAUAAAACUUUAAUAAAAGUAUUAUACAGCAAUAA
Messenger RNA from Pan troglodytes (chimpanzee), 5419 nucleotides. It is a transcript of the gene PRKAB2, whose product is annotated as protein kinase AMP-activated non-catalytic subunit beta 2. Bases 162 to 980 code for a protein of 272 amino acids. Gene Ontology annotation, molecular function: protein kinase binding. Gene Ontology annotation, biological process: signal transduction. The record is from RefSeq and is a predicted model, not a curated record. Lineage: Eukaryota; Metazoa; Chordata; Mammalia; Primates; Hominidae. Gene Ontology annotation, cellular component: nucleotide-activated protein kinase complex; cytoplasm; nucleus. The transcript is spliced from 8 exons.